Messenger RNA from Triplophysa dalaica, 1362 nucleotides. RefSeq lists its product as uncharacterized. The record is from RefSeq and is a predicted model, not a curated record. The coding region runs from base 582 to 1214 and encodes 210 amino acids. NCBI's taxonomy places the organism in Eukaryota, Metazoa, Chordata, Actinopteri, Cypriniformes, Nemacheilidae. The transcript is spliced from 9 exons.
UGUGAUCACGCGCUGAGGACUGAAGGAGGCUGAUGGAGAGAUAAUGUAAUGGCGGCCACGUGAAAGAUCAAAUUACUUAUCAGUAAAUUAUUUAGGCCUUUUAAGUUUUGUAUCGAGUCAUAGAAAGUCGUAUUUCUGUUUUUAUAUUUUGUUGGCAGGGGUUUUAAAGAUAACAUUAUAUGCACGGCAUGCUAGCAAGCACGAGUGUCGUCAUGUUCUCGACAAAAAUGCAUUUAUUAUGAAUAAAAAAAUUACAAUUAUUAACAACAGUUCAGCAAUUUAAUUUUAUAAUUAUAACCAAGGCCAAGCUAGAUGAAAUGGAGGGUUGCUCAAGGCGACGCAGGCUUAAGACUGCACAUGAUGCAGACCACCACAUCAGCUUGAAAACUGACAAACCAUACAUUGAACAGUGGUAUAUUUACAGAUUUAAAGGUUUCUUGUGUAGACGUCAUUACAUUGGAUUAUCUAAUGAGACGAGUUAGUGGGCGGAGCAACACAUAUAGCCACGUCCCCUACAAGACGCUACAGGUACAAUUUAGACUUUCCUUAACCGUGCGACCACGACAACGACCCCUGCAAAAAUGGAGGUGGACUUUGGAGACAGCGUCCUUUUCAACAUUUUUCAGAGUGUGCCAGAGCAAGAGCAAGGUCAUUUUCCCUGUCCUCUGUUAUAUGAAUCAUUUAGGAGGCCAAAAAUCCAUCACCAUGAAAGGGUGAAUAACCCAUAUUUUUUUAUCGACCGUCAUGGUCAACAAAUGUUGCAGACAUGGAACAUUCCAGUAUACCAUCAGGUCUUUACCCUGGUCCUGGGUCAGGAGACUGAAGAAAAAAGGAUAAAGCCAUUCCACAGGCCUCCAGGCCAACGCUAUUUCAGUGAAAAGCUUUUCACUUAUCCAUAUACCGUGGGAGAGUGGGAACCAUCAGGACUGACCCUGUACGAUGGCAAAGAAGAAAACAACCAGAGCCAGGAUUCCCCCCAGGACUGGGAGAACGAUAUGGAGACAGAGAUAGAUAACGAAAACGCCUUUAUUUUGUGGAAUCCACCACCCCCACCUGAUGCUGUGUCCCGUGGCAUUACCCCACCAGUACCAUUGGGAACGCCACCCUGCACACCCACCCCGUCUCCGCUCCGAGAUACUGAGGAGGAUGAGCUGGAGGAGCAGCGCUUUGUGUGGGCGGCCCUUGAGGAGGCAUACUUACCUUCAAUUAUAUAGCUUCUUCUAAUCUGUAAAUGUUAAUAUAUCGGAUUUGUACUCUGUACAGCACUUUGAAUCAAUUUACAUUGUGCUUUGUAAUAAAGUGUUGUGACUUUUUUAAUGAUUGUGCAAUGCAGUGUUAAAUUAAAGCAGUUGUAGACUUUCA